CCUGUUGUAAGUUUUUCGGUAUCGGAAGUAGAGGAUUACCUUAUAUGGAAAAUGCUUAAAAUAGCACAUGACGUAUUGCAAAGGUUACGAUCUACGCACACUUCUGGAGAAAUGACCCGGAAACUGAUGCUUUCUGUCACGGAAAGCUCACGAGAGAGAUUCGAUUCGAAUUUCUUGAGAUUGAAACUGAGAUUUAAGCUUGCUUAGAUAUCAUCGCUGACCAAACUUUAAAUCAAAAUACUACUCGCGCCUUUUUUUUGAAUAUAAUUGUGACUGAAUUAAGUUCCUAGAAUUAUUUAUCGCGUUUUCGCUUGUAUUGUGAAUCGUCAUUUGAUUUCGCGACUUUAUUUUUAAAAAAACCCAGCAGUAUUUGUCUAUAUUUUCUUUUCUGUCGAGAUGCACAUCCAGGUCGAGGAGCGUGUGUUUUCUUCCAUUGCAGAUUCAAGUGGAUGUCUUGGUAGUGCGCUUGUGGCAGGUGAUUCCAACGUACAUCGUAUCCAAGCAGCGAUUCAAAAUUGGUCCACUAUUCGAUGCCUCCCAGUAUCAGGAGCCAAGUUUGUGAAUGACAAGAAGGGAUUUGUGGCAGUUCUGCAGCUUUCAUUGAAGAAGGAGUUUUACCCAUGUGUCUAUAUUCAUCUUGGCUCCAAUGAUGUUCAAGCCAGAGAGGAUGUGUUUUAUAGGAGAGUCACUGAGGUAUGUGAUAGUAUCCACGAGACGAGUCCGGAAACUGAGAUUGUUUUAUGUUCUAUUCUGCCACGAAAAAAGAAUGACAGACGAGUAUCUUCAACAUUAGCGAGAGUCUUCAACAGAUGGAUCCAGAAUGCUAACACCAUGCUAAUGGACAUUUCAGAGGCCAUCCCAUACAUCAGAUUCCUUGGAUAUGGAGCUCAGGAAUGUGCUGAUGUGUUGGGUCGUGAUGGACUUCAUCUGAGUCGUGUUGGUGGUAGACAUUGUAGUCAGGUGAUUGAGGAGGAUGUGUAUUCCUGGAGUGAAAUAGCCUAUCAGCAGGAUGUACAUUGGAAUGAAGACAUACGCCAACCACAUUCAGCAGAGAUUGAUGCAUCAAGCUUUGACCAGUGCCUGGCAGCUGCUGUUGAACCAGUCAGUGACCAGAAUGUCCAGGCCAGCAAGCAGCCUCUGUACUCGGAAAUAGUCCGUUUGCCAGCAGCUGAAGUUCCAGAUGUUACCUCAGUGCAGCAUAAUGUGAAGUUACCAAGGCGCAAUGUAUUGAAGGUCUCUGUUAUGUUUGUUUUCAUGUCUGUUUCUUGUCUACCUUUGGUAGGGACAAGGGUUAAACAACCUGAAACCGCAAUUAAUACAAUUUUCACUAAGUAUAGAACAUAUUACCCAGAUUUAAAUGCGGUUCAAUGUGAGGUUUUAGAAAUUCCUGCACUAGAGAGGCCAUCUAAGAAGAGGAAAAGCACAGCCUCUGUGAAGGUGACAAAAGAUGUGGAGCCAUUGAGUGUUAUGCAGGAAUCAAAAAAAUCUAUGUAUGAACAAUUUUCUAUUGAUUUAAUAGAGGAUGGAAAGAUAUAUAUUCAGGUAGCUGAGGAAGACACCAUGAUAUGUUGUAUGAAUGAUUAUAAUGAUUCUGGUUCUUUAAGAAAAGAAGUGUAUGUUUAUACCACUUGGCUAAAGCAAGAAUCUGGAGACUACUUCCAUUGUACCUGCAGUAUAUAUAGAACUUUAUUUGAUAUAGCUCAUAGCCAAACUCUAAAUUAUUCAAACAGGAAUAGCUGCAUGCACUGUACAUUCCUUAAGUGUAUUGUUCUUCCAAAUCUACAGAUAGAUGAAAGGGCUACAGAAACCAAAACCCGUAAAUUUGUUCAGGAGGGAAAGCAGUGUGCUGGCAAGGAUUUGAUUGAAUUAAGUGACUUUAAUGGUACACGGAAAUUUUCAGUUUUGGCAGAAGGAGAGACUAAACCUGUUUUUUUAUCACUGAGUCACAACAAGGCCAAAGCAAAUUAUACUGUGACCUGUCACAAUGGCGAGUGUCAAUCAAAGAAGGGACACAAACGAUAUUUAAAUAACUUGAAUUCUUCCAAUCUUUGCAGACAUUUAUUUGUGCUGAAACAUAAUCCAGAAUCCUGGAUUGAUUUGCAUGAAAGAAAUGCCACUAAUGAAACUUUUUUAGAUGACCAACUACUAGAUGAUGAAACAAAUGAUGAUGCUGGUGAUGGUGAUCCUGUUGAUACUAAUGACAAUUUUGAUCCUGAAACAGGUCUAUGGAAGUAUAAGUGUGAGAGCAGCCAUCCAGCAGCAGCUAGAGAGAGUGAUAUGUUGAGGCGUAACAUCAUCAAACGUGACGGAUGGAAUGAUUUGACCUUGAGUAGGCAGGCUGAUGGUUCAUUGAAGGGUCCCAAUUUCUAUCCAGAUAUGCCAGACAAUACAUGCUGCUGUGGAUCUGGAUGGUUGAAGCGAGAUGAUGAUCCAGAUUACUCUGAAAACGGGAAAUUGAUUCCUUUAGGUCGAGUUCUUACAGUUUACACACAGUUUGCGCCUGUGCAGUGUGAUGUUUACAAAAGAGUCUGUUACAACCCGAUAGACGACAGUCGCUGUGAACUUGCAUGGAAUGAAGGCCAGAGUGAAUCAAUUCAUGUUUUUAGUAGUAAAACAGCUGCAGGUGACGAAAUAGGAUGGGAGUUUACAUCAUCAGUAAUGAAAACUGGUUGCACUUUUUCAGCAUACUGUCAGAUGAAGGAUGAACUUUACAGAACUCGUGACCCAAAGGCCAAGUUUAUGGAUGCAACAGUUUUUUUAAAAUGGUGGUUUAGUUGGGCAGCUAAUAUGAACAUUGAUUUCAGACAACCAUGUGACAUUUGUAGGUAUGAGCCUAAUAGACUGUGCUGUGAUGGAACCAGAGUAGGCGUAGGUUUCCGUCAUUCAAAUUUCACAGAAAUAAGUAAACCUGAUAGUUCUUUACAGACACAGCAAACAUUGCAUCGACGGAUGGACAGAUGUUACCUGAAGAAUAAGCCUGGAGUUGAAAAGAGACAGAUGAUCGCUUAUCGUGAAGCAUUGGAUAAUAUAGCCCGAACUACAGUUGCAGAAUUUGAACCGUUAGAUAUUCCAGAAAAUAAUGAUAGAAUUAAUUUACUUAUGCAGGCUCUACCUGAGGAGGCUCAUCAAUCAUUCCAGCGAUUUACUCGAGGGAUGUCAGAAUUUGAAAGAGUAGCUUAUGCAUCUGUCCUUAAGAUGUUGGCUACAACAGCAUCUGUGACAAGCAUUUUGUCACCAGAAUAUGCACUUUUCUUGCAGGAAUUUCUAACUAAUGAAAAUCUUUCAGAUUUUGAGUUUAACAGACAGAUGUAUGAGAUGAGAUCAUUUGCUCCAGAAAUACGGGACUUGAUCGCAGAAUCGAUGUUGAACAAUAACAACAUUCUACCUGAUGACAUUAAACUUUUUCUAGUUCAUCUUACUAAUGAGUCUCUAAACUUACCAGUUUAUGCCCCAGAGGAUGCUACUUUUCAAUUCGGAACAUACAACCCUGAGAAGCUGGGCCGGGCUUAUUACUUCAAUGAACAUGGUGUUAAACUGAGGAAUGUACGCAAAUUUCAGAUAGAUGAGGACCGAGCAGGCAGAAACAAUGACCAUGAUGAUGAAGCUAUGGACUUUGAGCGAUGCAGAAAGAUUUACUCAAAAAUACAACAAUCAGCACCCGGCACAUCUAACUUGUUUCUUUGGUUUUGUCCAGAUCACGGUCAUUGCUAUGGAUUCCACAUGACAGUGGCUGAAGGCAGAAAAGAUCCAUCAGCUUCAUUAUACUCUCAUCUAGCCAAACCUCCACAAGCAGUGUUUUAUGACUUUGCCUGUAACUUACAGGAAUAUUGCCUCAACAGAGAGAGUGGGUACUACAAGAAUGUUAGAUUUUUUCACGAUAUUUUUCAUGGUUAUUCACACAAAUGCUCUACUUCUUUUAGAAGCUCUCGACUUCAAGGAUUUGAAAGUGUGAACUCAGAAAUCUGCGAACAGUUCAACAGCUUCAUCCAGAUUCUGAAGAAAUCAGCAAGACAAAUGACACAAUCUCAUUUCUGUUUCUAUCUUCAGUUCUUUAUUCAUGAGUGGAACAGGAGAAAAAGAGUUGCUUACAAGAGGAAAAUCAGCACUGCACUAGCUGGGCUUUUAUGAAAUGUAUAACAACUUUGAUUUUCAGAGAGCUGUGCAUCAUAAAAUGAUCAAAUGAACUAUGUUUAAUUUAUAUUUCAUUCACUUCUUAUAUAUAUUUGUUUGACUUUCUCAUUUGCGUAUACUUUUGACUAGUAAUUAUCACUGCAUCUGCAAUUGUUUUCGGUUUCUGCUGUGUUUGUUAGUAUGUUUCAGUUUGAGCGAACAGACUCCAACUUUGGCUUCCAGCUUUGCUGUUGAGAAAGGUCAACAAGUUCCACCAGAAGUUCCACCAGAAAUACAUCACGUCUUUAAUGUUUGAGGCAGAUUUUCCACAGCGUCUUCAUCCAAUCUACUUGUGUCGGCAUGUGCAACUACUUAAUCUGAAGGCUUGGAGGGAAUUGUAGCUCAGUGCUUCAUCCUUUAUGUGGAUAAACAAAAGGGAACCAGAAGGAUCGAUCUAAAGACAUUCUUUUCAUAAAUCUGUUGGUGUCAAACAAUAUAAUUUUGAUUGAUCAGUCUUCUUAGUGCCUGUAGUGAACAGUAUGUAUUGUAUUAUAUGUAGUAUAAUAAUCAAUUAAGUGUUGAUAAAUGUCUUACAAUUAUCGUAUAACCCUUUAUAUCAAGUUUUGUUAUUUAAUUGUAGAACAGCAAAAGAAACAUUUGUGGAUUUUAAAAGAUAAGGCAGAGGCUAUGUUUACACUGUAAAUGUUCAACUGGUGAAUUCCAUUAUUUGUUGCAAUAUCUAGAUUUUGAUAAUGUAAGGAAUGAUUUCUGAUUAAAGUAUUACAAUAGGAAUCCAAUCUCUGUUAUGCUUAAAGAUGCACUUUUACUCCCAAAUUAGAUAUUCCACAGUUUAUAUGAUUGUUUUUUAUAUAAAAAAAUAAGAUUCUUAUGAAGGAUACAGAGUUGAAUUUGAAAGAAGGUUGCAGGAAACAUAAAGAUCAUAAUCUUUUAGCACUCAUAAUCUUUUAGCACUCACCAAUCAUUUAAUAUUUUUAAUUUUAGGAAUUAAAUACACAGUUACAAUAUUGUUAUCAGGAAUCAAUAUUUUCCAUAAAUGCAUUAUUUAGUAAGUAGUUAAAGGUUUAUCAGUCGAAAUGUAUGUUUCAUACAUGUGUAUAUUUUGAUUUUGAAUAAGAGUCACUUGAAAGAUUUAGCUAAAAAUGUUAGAAGAAGAAACUGAAAUUGCCCAAUUCUGUACAAAUAAUUAAGGUCAUACAUUCGCUUAUACACAUUUUAUCAAUGUGGAAUGUUAACUUAAAUUGUUUCUUAAGUAUGAUAUAACAAUCUAUAUUGCAUAAGUAAUUGAAGAUAUUGUUAAAUACCACUUGUAUGUGUACAUGCUGGGUACCCCUUGCACAUAAUGAAAGCUAGGUAUGAAUAAUAUACGAUUUUAAAAUAAUUGCAGUAAAAGACGGCAGUAAACUGAAUGGAAGCUGUACACACACUUAU
Mya arenaria is the source of this 5559-nucleotide messenger RNA. RefSeq lists its product as uncharacterized. NCBI's taxonomy places the organism in Eukaryota, Metazoa, Mollusca, Bivalvia, Myida, Myidae. The record is from RefSeq and is a predicted model, not a curated record. The coding region runs from base 397 to 4128 and encodes 1243 amino acids. The transcript has 8 exons.